Lucilia cuprina (Australian sheep blowfly) is the source of this 1064-nucleotide messenger RNA. Its product is annotated as alpha-protein kinase 1-like. The transcript has a single exon. Bases 33 to 1064 code for a protein of 343 amino acids. Lineage: Eukaryota; Metazoa; Arthropoda; Insecta; Diptera; Calliphoridae. The record is from RefSeq and is a predicted model, not a curated record.
AACAUAAUGAAAGCAAUAAUAUUUAUCAACAAAUGUCUACCACCAGUGAAAUAUAUCCCACGCAAAUGACCAGCAAUAGAUCAGUGUAUUCAGAACAAUAUUAUUAUCCUAAGGAAAAAAUUCAUAUCACAGAAAAUAAAUUAAGUAAUUGUCAUACCUAUGAAACAGCCGACCAACAACAGCAGCAGCUACAACAACAACAGCAACAACAUCAAUUGGGUCAACAAACAUUUGCUCAUAUUGGCACUUUAAGACGCAGUGGCAAUAAUCAACAAAGUAAUCGUUUUAAGGUCAUUAACACUCAGGCACAAAACUAUCAACUGCAUUUGGCCGACAACCAGCAACAAAAGCAACAACAACAGCAGCAGCAACAACAAAAACAAAAUACGCUUAACAAUAAUCAAAACUAUAAUACCCAAGACAUGAUUAGUAAAAAUUUAAUGGACUUAGAUGCUGGCUCUUUCUGUUACAAUGGCAUGGCCGAUUCGGGUUGUGGUGGUUCACCCUCACCCAUGGCCAUGCUAAUGUCGCAUGAUGAUGAAAUUGGUGAAGACCAGGCUCUAUAUCAUACAGCCGAUGGUGAUAAUGAAAGUGAUAUGGAACGUUUAUACGUUAAAGUGGAUGAGACACCACAACAGCAACAGCAAUUAAUACCCCUAACGCCUCAACAUCUUCCACAUCAAGUGACCAAUUCUCAUACACAUCAAGAAUCGAGUGUAACACAAAAUCAAUAUCAUAAUUGGCGUUCACACAAUAAUUCCUCAACACGUUCCAAUACCUCCUCGUCGGCUUCUUCAUCAUAUCAACGUAAUGCCAAUAUGCUUAAUAAUGCCCCAGCAAUAAACUCCACCUCAACAAACCCCGCCAUGGGAAGCUUAGAACAACAACAAACAGCACAAACAUCUUCACUACAAAUGCAUCACUUACAUCCGUUGCAUCAACAACAAGCCAGCAGUGAUUCAGAAAUGAUUUAUGCUCCCGGAGGCAGUAUGGCCAGUGAACGUAGUCUUUUAAGUAAUUCGGGUAGUUCAACGAGUGGUCCCUCUAAUGCACACAAUGUGUGA